Messenger RNA from Melitaea cinxia (Glanville fritillary), 1529 nucleotides. RefSeq names its product UDP-glucosyltransferase 2 (gene Ugt50B3). NCBI's taxonomy places the organism in Eukaryota, Metazoa, Arthropoda, Insecta, Lepidoptera, Nymphalidae. The transcript has 4 exons. Gene Ontology annotation, molecular function: UDP-glycosyltransferase activity. The record is from RefSeq and is a predicted model, not a curated record. Bases 16 to 1377 code for a protein of 453 amino acids.
CUGGUGGGAGCAAGAAUGAAGGGAGAAGAACCUUUGCCCUAUAUGGAUAUAAUUAGAUACGGAUAUGAGGCGUGUGAUGCGUUCCUCAGCGACAUCGAGACGAGAUCCUUCUUAAGAUCUGGAAGGAACUACGAUCUUAUAAUGUUGGAUGGAGCUUAUCCUGAAUGUGCUUUAGGCCUGGUCUACCGCAUGAAAGUACCCUUCAUGUACAUUAAUACAGUGGCAUUCUACGCUUCUCCAACAAGUGUCUCUGGAAGUCCAGCACCAUUUUCCGUAACACCCUUUUUUGCCAGAUCCUUUACAGACAACAUGGGCUUCUUGGAAAGAUCAGUCAACGCUUUUUGGCACCUUGGGUCUUUGCUGGGACAUGGUAUAAGUGUGACUAUAUUACAAACUGUUCUUCGACGACACUUCGGUUCAAAAAUGCCUCACGUAUACGAUAUGGCCAAAAAUGUUAGUUUUAUUCUUCAAAAUGGACAUUAUUCCGUGACGUACUCAAGACCUUUUCUACCAAACGUCGCUGAAGUUGCUUGCAUUCAUUGCAAAGAAUCAAAAAAAUUACAUGCUGAUUUAGAAGAAUGGAUAUCUGGUGCUGGCGAAGCAGGUUUCAUUUACGUAUCCAUGGGAUCUUCAGUAAGAACAAACAAAAUGCCACUCGCCGCCCAUCACUUAUUUAUAGAUGCUUUGAAAAGACUGCCACAGAGGGUACUUUGGAAGCAAGAUGGAGAUCAAAACAUGACUGACAUUCCUUCUAAUAUUAGACUAUAUAAGUGGCUGCCACAACAGGAUUUGUUGGGUCACCCCAAAAUAAAAGCGUUUGUAACCCAUGGCGGACUACUCAGCAUGUUUGAAACUGUCUACCACGGAGUUCCAAUCAUAACUAUCCCAGUUUUCUGCGACCACGACGCAAAUGCAGCGAAAGCCGAAGUGGAUGGUUACGCAAAGAAACUCGACUUACAGCAUUUAACAUCAGACAAACUUUACAAAGCUAUAAAAGAUGUGAUUGUUGAACCAAAAUAUAAGAUCCAAGUUAAAAAUCGACAAGUUCUUCUUAAAGAUCAAAAGGAGUCCCCGUUAGAAAGAGCCAUUUACUGGACCGAAUAUGUGAUACGACACAAAGGGGCGUAUCAUUUACAAUCGCCCGCUAAAGACUUGAAUUUUUUCCAGUACUAUAUGUUAGACGUAGCGUUAGUCUUCUUUGUUUUACUAGUUACAAGUCUAGGACUUAUUUCGUAUUUGCUAAGGUUCAGUUUUAUUUGCUUGAGCAAUUAUGUACAAAGUAGACGUAUGAACAAAUUGAUCGACAAAUCGAGCAAUUUGUUGAAGAGAUCGACGAAGCUAAUAGACGAAACAUCACUGAAAAAGAAAAAAUUAUAAGACCAAAUGACAUGAAAUGAAAUUUUUAGUUACCACGUGUUACCAUAGAUUUGUAAGUUUAAAAUUAUUGUGAUGACAAAUCCGUAGUAAUAUGUAUUAGUGCGUAGUGUCUGUAAAUAUUUAUUUAAGUUUAAUAAAGUUUGGUUUUGUAA